Molecule: messenger RNA, 636 nt
Organism: Saccostrea echinata
Lineage: Eukaryota; Metazoa; Mollusca; Bivalvia; Ostreida; Ostreidae
Product: RING finger protein 207-like
Exons: 1
Coding region: 1-636 (211 amino acids)
Biological process (GO): positive regulation of DNA-templated transcription
Cellular component (GO): chromatin; nucleoplasm
Molecular function (GO): zinc ion binding; ubiquitin-protein transferase activity
Source: RefSeq, a predicted model, not a curated record
AUGACACAGUCAGGGAGUGUGCAGGUUGAGGUGGAACCUUUCUGUUGUCCGAUCUGUCUAGAAGAGCUGAAGAUUCCUAGAUAUUUACCAUGUUUACAUACGUUCUGUGAGGCGUGCAUUCAGACCUACAUAUCUAGUACAGCAGCCCGUUUGGAGCAAAACACUCGGAAUUUCAUUGAGUGUCCAGUUUGCCGAAGUUCAGCCAUGGAACCGAGAAAAGGGGUUUCUAGCGAAGAAUGGGUAAAAGAUCUACCAGUCAAUAAAUGGAUAUUGACUAUGUCACUAAACUCGGCGAGUGACGCAAAUAAAUAUUGUCUCUUCUGUAGACGAGAGAAUCUUACAGUGUUGGCAAAACAUUGGUGUAAAACCUGCGCUGAACCUAUCUGUGACGACUGUAAUCGUAUUCAUAGAAAAGUACCUGUCCUCCGAAACCAUAAAAUUUACUGCUUCUCUGAUAAACUCAAGUGGAGCGAACCUGUUGAUGUCGAGGAACAAUGUAGUGUUCAUAAAGAAAAACUUGUGGAAGUAUUUUGUAUAGACCAUAAGAAAAUGUGCUGCAGUGUUUGUUUUGCAACACGGCAUAGACGUUGUUCUUGUGUUGAAUCAAUAGAAGAUGUUGCAUUGUUUCUUGAUUAA